This is a messenger RNA of Raphanus sativus (radish), 2137 nucleotides long. RefSeq lists its product as uncharacterized. NCBI's taxonomy places the organism in Eukaryota, Viridiplantae, Streptophyta, Magnoliopsida, Brassicales, Brassicaceae. The transcript has 2 exons. Bases 17 to 2077 code for a protein of 686 amino acids. The record is from RefSeq and is a predicted model, not a curated record.
GCGAGGGCUCGCUCCGAUGGCUAAUCUUUUGUCGUGUUUUCUCGCAGGGGAUUGGGAUUCGAGCAUUCCCUUGGGUAGCGUUCCUGGUAAGAGACGUCUUUCGCUUUUCAUUCCGCGUAUUCAGAAGCUAAUCAACGACGCUAGGAAGAUGAGGCCUCAGCCGAACUUGAGUGAGUUGAUAAGGGCUCAGCUAAACCUCCCGAGAGCCGAUCCUCCGCGCCGUGUGUCGGCGCCUGUUGCCGAGAGUCCCCCGCUAGCUGUCUCGAGAGACGGAUCUCCGGUUCUUGUUGAAGACCUUCCGAUUGAGAAUCCAGCUGUGGACGUUCAGCAAGUCGUGGAGGCUUCCGAGGACGCUCCGGUGAUAACUCCCAGUCCUUCGAAGAAGAAAGGGAAAAAGAGGUCCCGGCGCGAUUCUUCGGCUAAAGUGGAUCAGGAGGAGGAGUCUGUCGGUUGUCCAGAUGCUGAGGGUCCUCCUAAGAAGAAGAAGAAGAAGGGAGCUAAAGCCGGCGAAGGGCCACUUUUGCAGGAAAAGACUGGUCCUCAGGAAGGUGAUGGUGGGGAUGCGGCUGCUGAUUCCGCGGAGGAGACGGGACGUUCUUCCCCCGAGGCUCAGUUGCUAUUGAACAGGAAGAGGAAAGAAACGGGUCCCAGCGAGGGGCACGCCCAAAGCGAGGAUCCGCCGGCUCCCGUCCUUACGACGGCCGUGAGUCAGCCAUCGACUUCUAAGCCUCCGGCUGGACGAAGCUCCGCCCCGAGGAGAGGUCCUCCCGAGUUCCCGGAUAAGGUGUCUUUUGAGUAUGACGGGACGACUCCCCUUAUCUACGCUCCGGGCAAGUGCGCGGAGCUGAUGAGUCAGAUUAACGGUGGUCCCCGGCCACUGCUCUUGAACGAUCUUAUCUUCAAGAAGGAGUACACUGACGCUGCUCAAGCCAAGCUUCGGGGUGAUGGGAGCAUGAAUUUCGUCGUGGAGUUGUACGAUACCGAGCUCAAGGCGACUCGUACUGAGCUGCGGCGCUCGGAGAAGCUGGUGAAGGCCAAGGAUGCCUUUAUUAGAAGGAAGAAGGCCGAGUGGACGGCGGAGACCGAUAAACUCAAGGCGAAGGCGACUCGUGCGAUCUCUCGUCGGAAGGCCCAGAAAGAGAAGUUGGCUGCUACCGAAGCCGAGCUGGGCGUCGUUCAAGAAACCGUGGGGAUCCUUGAAACCGAGAUAGCUCUGAUGAAGGAGAAGGAAGAAGAGACCGAGAAGGAUCAGGUACGGAUCCUUGAGCAGUGCCAAAAGAAGAUCGAUCACCAGGCAAAGGAGAUCGAACGAUUGAAGCGUUCUCGGGUCUUCGAGGUGACGCAGGAGCGGAUUCGCGUUCAAACUGAGAUGAUCGCAAAAUGCAACAGGCGGUUUCGCAACAUAAUGGACCGGGAGAAGCGUCGCGGACCUUUUGAUGAUGCCAACGCCAUGUACAAUCAGGCGUUUGGAACGAGGUCUUGCCUCGAGGUUCUGCUGGAAGCAGGCCGUGACAUCCCGCAGGACACCAUUGAUAUGUUUGCGGCUCGGGAGAAGGAUUACGAUCAGGCGGCUAAGGAGCUCGAAGUGGGAGAUAUCCCAGAAAGCGACCUCACUCUCUCUCCGCUCGUGUUGCCUUCUCAGUUCGUUGACGAGAGGAUGUUAGCGGGCCUUAACACCUUCGGGUCCAACACCAAUCUGAUCGAUCCGAAUGACGCGGCUGCUCUUUCGGACUCGAUCGCUGAAGGAUGUGAACACAGGGAGCUCGGCGACGGUUCUUCGCGAGAGAUGGUUUCGGUUGACGAUCCUACCGGCGCUUUGACUUCCACGGACCGGCCUCUGGAAAAAGGAACCUUGGAGAAAGAGCCUGUUUCGGACGUGGCUGGGAAGGGAUCUCUGAUCCUUCUCGUGUCGGACACUUCUGCUGAUGAUCAGGCGGACGACCAAGGAGAGGAGGAGGUCGAGGGAUCUGGGAAACAAGGUGAAGACGAGGAGCAUGGAUCCGGGGGACUGGGGACGGAAGCUCGGAGGUCCGAGGAGCAGGGACCGGAUGUGACCGAGGAUCUUGCUAAGUAUUAAUCCUCUCUUCUUCUUCCUUGUUAUAUUUCUUUUUGUGCCUUGUUAGGCUUUGCUUUUAAA